Staurois parvus is the source of this 809-nucleotide messenger RNA. The record is from the annotation of a GenBank genome assembly. Lineage: Eukaryota; Metazoa; Chordata; Amphibia; Anura; Ranidae.
UAAUGUUCUGUUCACUUCUCAAUGCAGGGCGAUUCUAUGCAGGCAGCAGAGGACUCCCCAUUUUCUGAUUCGGUUACCCUGGAGCAAACAACAAGUAAUAUUGGAGUGUCUAGUGGUCGGGUCAGUCUCUGGAUGCAGUGGAUGUUACCCAAAGUUACAAUAAAACUCUUUGCUGUGGACCCUGCAAACAAUGGAACAAAGAUCUGUGUAGUUAGUGAACUGGAGGACCUCAAUGCUUCUGUUGAUGUCCAAGAUGUCUAUACUAAAGUCAAAUGUAAGAUUGAAAGUUUCAACAUUGAUCAUUAUAGGAGCAGUCUUGGUGAAAACUGUUGGUGUCUGGGGCAAUAUGGCGGCGUUUUCCUUUCAUGUACCGACAAGCUGAACAGACGCACCACAUUGGUUCGACCCGUCAGCAAGCAAGACCCCUUCAGUAACUUUUCUGGCUUCUUCCCUUCUACCACAGCAAAACUAUUAGAGAGUUCCCACCAACAGCAUGGCUUUCUUUCUCUCACAUACACCAAAGCUGUGACCAGGAAUGUCCGCCACAAGUUGACCACAAGAGGCGAAAGGACUUCUCGGAGCUUUCAGAAACUUUCUGAAGGUUCAUCGGAUGGUUCCCCUCACUUCCUUCAUGAAAUCUUAAUUUCAGCGCAAGCCUUUGAUAUUGUACUAUUUUUUUCCCUUUGCUUAAUGCAAUUUCCAGUAUUUUUGAAGCUAGACGACCUCGAAGUCAGAAGGAGAAACAUAAAUCAUCUGGGCAGCCCAUGAGGUCACACACGCUAACCUCUCGAAGUCUACCACUUAUCUAC